AAUGGCGGGAGCAAAAACGGGCUUUGGUCUAUGCAGAUCUCUGGCCUCUGAUUGGUCAGUGACGCGGAUUGCGCAAUAUCCACGAAGGGGUCAAUUCGCUGUAGAAACUUCACCGUCUGCGCCCCCCGGCAGGGUUACUUCAGGUCAGAACCAGACAGCCAGCCAAUCGCAGUUGGGCUUUCUGAGUAGGUGUCGCCCACGUGACUACGAAAGCGCAAGUGCGACUGGCUGGGUGGUGAAUUUCAGACAGCGAAUUGCACCAACUAUUGAUAAUGUGAUCGCUUUAUAUUUCAAAUUCAAAUCCUGGUCGCAUUAAUUUACUUCCAUAAAAAUACCAUUAAAAUGUUAGAAAAUCCUGCUUUAAAACGCACGGAAGCGUAUUACUGCCACACUAAAAAAAAAAAAAAAGUCGCGUUUCACAUGUGGAAAAAAAGGAGACUUUAUCGAACUUUUUUCAAUAAUAAGGGAUCCUACAAAUAUGUAUAAUGCAUUUUUGUUCUCCUUAAGAACUUAAAUGGUUAUAACACAUCACACAAAUAUGGGUUUCCAAUACUUUGUCCUCGUGUAGCUAUUAACUUUCACUAUGUCGUACAGUUCUACGAUAUGGUAAAUAAACUAGCCGCCCAAGUGAGUAUUGAUACAUUCAAACCGAAUUUCUACCUCAUCUUGGACGAGUUAAUUAAUAAUUAAUCAAUAAUUCAAUUUAGUACGUUCAGACAUUUUGUAGAACUGUUACCAUUGAAAUCAUUAGUACUACAGGAGAUCUAGCUAGAAGUUUGAAGAGGGAAUUUCACCCAAACGACUUUCAAGCUAUUGUUGGUAGCAUUAAAACACAGACGUAAAUGACUCGGUGUAAUAUUUUAAACAUAAUUCAUAAUUUCUGCGCCGUCGAUAGCAUCAUAGAUUAAAAUACGCUAUGAUGUUGCGGCACGUGGCGGCCAUGUUGAAAAGGUCAAACGCGAAGCUAAAACGAAAUCGUAAAUUGUGCAUUUCGUCCCCGGUUUUCAUGGUUUACUUUUUUGUCAAGGUUAAAACGUGGCCUAUCAACACAUUACAUAUAUAAAGCAAUACAAGUACUGCUAUCUACAAAUGUUUAUUUCCCUCUGAAUAACUUAGCGCGAAGGUGACUUUGCCCUUCCUAUCUUCGCGUCGCCGUAUGCACGCAGCUCACAUCCGCGGCGUUCACGCACUCGACGUGACGACGCAAUCGUUGUCGCCGCCGUCGGACGUGGUAGCGAAAACGGCUAAAUGAAGACAUCGCCCCCGCCCCCUCCUUGGAACUAGCUGUGCUUUAACAUCGAUUUCAACGGGGUCCGGUCGAAUGGCACCGGUUCCGCAUCAUUUCAAACAGUCGUUUGUUAGCGUAACUUGUUAUUCGACUUGUUGCCAUUAGUAUUGUUGUUGUUGUUGAUGCUCGGCAGCGAAUGCAGCAGAAUGGCGCGAGCAGCUCCAACGGCUCCGAAGGCGGCUGUGGCGGGGAGCGGCAGUCUCCGUCCCGCAGCCCUCUGCUGCUGCCGACGGCGGCGACGACUCGGGUGAGACGCUUCAUCCAGGAGCGGCGGACGCUGCCGCUGCCGCUGCCGAAAGUUAUGGUGGUGUUCUCGGCCGCGGGCGACGCGGACAAGUCCGGCGAUGCCAUGGCCACCGCCGACGACGACGACUCGGAGAAGUCGGUGGCGACGGGCGUCGCCCGGGGCAUGCCGUCCCGAUGCCCGCUGAAAGUCGGGCAGGAGCAGGAGUUUCCCGAGGUGAUCUCGCUGAAUGUGGGGGGCUCCCACUUCACCACCCGCCUGUCCACGCUGCGCCGCUACGAGGACACCAUGCUGUCUGCCAUGUUCAGCGGGCGCCACCACAUCCCGCGCGACGCCGACGGCCGCUUCUUCAUCGACCGCGACGGGGCCUACUUUGGGGACAUCCUGAACUUUUUGCGCGAGGGCGAGCUGCCACGCCGCGAGCGAGUGAGGGGAGUGCACCGCGAGGCGCAGUACUACUCCAUCGCACCCCUGCUGGAGCGCCUGGAGGACACGCAGCCGCUGACCGGAGAGAAAGUGCGACAGGCCUUCCUCGACCUGCUGCCCUACUACAAAGACAAUCUGGAGCGCAUCGUGGAGAUCGCCAAGCUGCGCGCCACGCAGAAGAAGGCGCGCUUCGCCAAGCUGAAGGUGUGCGUCUACAAGGAGGAGAUGCCCAUCACGCCGUACGAGCGCCCGCUCUUCAACUCGCUGCGCUUCGAGCGCGCCGACGGGGGCGGCGGCGGCGGCGGGGGCGGGGCCAGCUCCGGCGAGGUCAAGCUCUUCGAGCACCACUGCGAGGUGGACGUCACGUUCGGGCCGUGGGAAGCGGUGGCCGACGUCUACGACCUGCUGCACUGCAUCGUGGGCGACCUGUCCCAGCGCGGCAUCGCCGCCGAGCAGCAGUGCAUCGGCGUGUGCGACAAGCACCUCAUCAACCACUACUACUGCAAGAGGCCCAUCUACGAGUUCAAGAUCACGUGGUGGUGAGGGUGGCGAGGGCGGCCUUUCAAGUGGACUUUGGCGUCCAAAUUGGCUCUUUUUGUUGUGUGCUUUUCCACUAACGGCACGUAAUCGGAGUAGAACGGACCUUCAGAGCCAAAGAGUGUCAGUCUUAAAUGCAAUCUUCUUUGAGAUCAGGUUUAUGCACAUACUGAAAAUCGGACCCAAUAUGAGGAUAUUCCCCCCCCCCCCUUUUUUUUUUUUUUUCGAUCGAGGUGUGGGUGUGUUGAGAAUUUUUUUUUUUUCCCACCCUAGCAAUCAAAGCCAGAAAAGAUUAUCCUCAUCAGUGGCUUAUUUGCACCAGACCAGAUCACCCCCUCGAAACAGGCUAAUUCCUGGAGUAGUUACGUAUGGGCAUUUGAAUAUUGGUGCAUAUUUAAUUGUGCAAUGGUUUGUUUUAUUUGAUUUUCAGUGAGGACUGGCAUUGUCGCUCAGAAUGUUCUAAACUUCUGUUCCUGUUCCCACACCCGCUUUUGUCGGCAGGUGUAGAACUCAACUUUCCCGCAUGCAAGUUCUUUAAAAUGGCAAACUCGGCUCAUUUCCUUCCAGUUCCGCUGAAUCAAACAUGGAUUUAACACCGGCGGCGCGGUGGGUCACCCAGUGAAGCGUCGGCCUCACAGUUUUGAGGACCCGGGUUCGAUCGAGUUUGCACGUUCUCCCCGUGCCUGCGUGAGUUUUCCCCGGGCAGUCUGGUUUCCUCCCGCACCCCCAAAACAUGCAACAUUAAUUGCACACUCUAAAUUGUGCCUAGGUGUGAUUUCGAGUACGACUGUUGUCUGUCUCGAUGUGCCCUGCGAUUGGCUGGCAACCAAUUCAGGGUGUACCCCGCAAGCCUCCUGCCCGUUGACAGCCGGGAUAGGCUCCGGCACUCGCCGUGACCCUUGUGAGGAUAGGCGGCAAAGAAAAUGGAUGGAUUCAACAGUGAUAAUGAAAGAUCUCAUUGUUAUUCCAUCCCUACUCCAACUUCACUCACCCUUCUUAUUUCAAGUAUUCCUCUCCGCAUUCCACUCUUUUUUUAAAAAAAAAUAUAGAUAUGUAAUAUAGUUCAAGCAAAUGUUGUGAAGUAGCGCAAAUGCUAAGCAAACAGGGCCUCCGGCGUCCGCGUACUUGAUGAAGUCUGAGCACCUUUUUGUGAUUGUAGCCGAAAUAGACCGUGUAUAUAUUUUGUACCACAAUACUAUGAAGUAUUAAUGUUCACUUGUUUUUUUUUUUGUUUUGUUUUUUUUUGGUUAUCGUCAUGGUCCUAAGCAAUAUUAUACUUGUUGUACUACAUCACGUUGUUAUCUAAAAUAUCUGUUGGCUUCUAGGAAGCUGUUGCCCUGAAGGUUUUUUUUUUUUUUUGCUUUGUAUUGUACUAUUUUAUGACUGACACAAAUUAUGACUAAAAUAUAUCUAAGAAGCACUUAUUUAUCCUCGUAUUGCUUCCUUUUCUAUCUUCUCCUUUGUCCACGACCAAGUUUACUGGAGUUGCAAAUCUUUUACCAUUGAAAUGAGUGUUCGAUUACCCCUACCCCCGCCCUCAGAAAAAAAAAAAUUGCACAUUUUUUGUAGAGUGAAAAAUUGCACCGUAAUAUUGUAUAUUAUUAAAAAAAUGCAUGGUAAUAACAUCGCUAAAUCAAAUGUAAAUAAACAGCGCGUCUUGAUUAGCUUGUUGCGU
Syngnathoides biaculeatus (alligator pipefish) is the source of this 4170-nucleotide messenger RNA. It is a transcript of the gene kctd7, whose product is annotated as potassium channel tetramerization domain containing 7. The record is from RefSeq and is a predicted model, not a curated record. The transcript is spliced from 4 exons. Gene Ontology annotation, molecular function: protein binding. Gene Ontology annotation, biological process: protein homooligomerization. Lineage: Eukaryota; Metazoa; Chordata; Actinopteri; Syngnathiformes; Syngnathidae. The coding region runs from base 1425 to 2501 and encodes 358 amino acids.